UUUUUUUAUUUAAAAAAGUCAGUCAAGAAUUAUCCAAUAGAAGCCCUUAAGCAAGGAAUUUUACAAAUUCUACAACAUAUCUCGAUAAAUUAUCAAUUUCUGUUUCAACUUUGAAGCACUUUCAGCAAUUAUUAACAUCGAAAGAUGGAGGGCACAGCUCCACUUGUGGUUAAACCAUCCAAUAUUAAACAGCUUGCUGAAUCGCCUGAUUUCCGUUUCAUACCCUCUAAUUAUGUUCAUGACUCUUCUUAUAAUAACAAUUCCUCUGCUACACAUGAUCUUCAUGAUUCAAAUUCAAUACCCAUUGUUGAUUUUUCUCUACUCAUCUCUCAUGAUUCUCAUCAACGUUCCGCAGCCGUCCAACACCUCACCAAAGCUUGUCAAGAUUGGGGCUUCUUCAUGGUUGUGAAUCAUGGCAUACCAGAAAAAUUGAUGAAGGCAGUGAUUGAUUGCACUCAUGAAUUUUUCAAUUUACCAGAGGAAGAAAAAAAGGAAUUUGCUGGGAAGCAUGUGUUGGAUCCUAUAAGAUAUGGGACAAGUUUCAAUACUUGUAAAGAAAAUGUCUUCUUCUGGAGAGAUUUUCUCAAGGUCUUUGUCCAUCCCCAUUUUCACUCACCCACCAAACCCCAACCUUACAGGGAUAUUAUGUUGGAGUAUAGUGAGAAACUCCGGAAAGUAGCAAGAAAGUUACUAGAAGGCAUAUCUGAAAGUUUAGGGCUUGAAGAAAGUUACUUGGACAAAGCUCUAGACUUGGAAUCAGGCCUUCAAAUAUUUGUUGGAAAUUACUAUCCACCUUGUCCUCAGCCUGAGCUUACAAUGGGGAUGCCAACUCAUUCAGAUCAUGGCCUUUUAACACUUCUCAUUUAUAACCAAGUUGGAGGUCUCCAGGUUCAGCAUCAAGGCAAAUGGAUUAAUGUCAAUGCCCUUCCCAAUUCUCUCUUGGUUAACACCGGCGAUCAUCUUGAGAUAUUUAGUAAUGGGAAAUACAAGAGCAAUGUACAUAGAGCAGUGGUGAACAACAAAGUAACAAGGAUAUCAGUAGUGACAGCUCAUGGUCCAUCACUGGAAACAAUUGUAAAGCCAGCUUCUCCAUUGAUGGAAAAAGAGAACAGCCCAUCAGCUUAUUAUGUUCCAAUGAAGUACAAGGAUUACUUGGAAUUGCAACAGAGCAACCAACUUGAUGCAAAGUCCUGCUUGGAAAGAGUCAAAAUCCGAAGGAACUGAGUGUUUUUAUUUUUUUCCCUCGUGUUUCCAAGUGUUUGAUGAUAUAUUACUUUCUUUUCUCAUAUGGAACGUCAAUAAUAUUAAUUAAUGUUGCCUCCAUGUGAUCAGGAAGUCACGGGUUCAAGCCUUGAAAACAGCCUUUUGUAGAAAUACAAAGUAAGGCUGCGUACAAUAGACCCUUGUGGUCGGGCCCUUCCUCGGACCCUGCGUAUAGCGGAAGCUUUAGUGCACCGGACUGUCCUUUAACUUUAAAAUAAAAAGUGAUGUACUAUAGUUCACUCAAAGUGUACCGUAUAUUUUGAAUCCAUCAGUGUGUUGCAAUUUUUGAUAAGAUUUAAUGGUUUUCCGACGCGUGUAAUAACCAAGUGAAUGUAUAUGUAUAUCUUUUCAAAA
Molecule: messenger RNA, 1617 nt
Organism: Solanum dulcamara
Lineage: Eukaryota; Viridiplantae; Streptophyta; Magnoliopsida; Solanales; Solanaceae
Product: 2-oxoglutarate-dependent dioxygenase 19-like
Exons: 4
Coding region: 145-1224 (359 amino acids)
Source: RefSeq, a predicted model, not a curated record